AUGGCCAGUGUUCCAUCGAGUUCCCAGGCUGUGAGGCAGAGGCCCCAGCCUGGCCCCUCCGGGCACCAGCCGGAUGUGAUGCUGGACGCACAGAGACCAGGACCGCCAGCAGCCCAGGCACACAGCAGCCCUCCGCCAGAGGGCUCCGGCCGGCGCACGCAGCGGGAGAGGUCGGCCGCUCUCCAGGAGUCGGAGGAGGCAGCCACGGGCGAGGAGGACGCCUGGGACCUGGACAUGCUGUGCGGCCUCAAGAUGAGGCUGAAGCGACGGCGGGUGUCCCCGGUGCUGCCCGAGCACCACGAGGCCUUCAAAAGGCUGCUUGGGGACCUUGUUGUGAAAAUAUUCCUGGCCUGGGACAAAAAUCUGAGGGUAUCUGACAAGUAUCUCCUGGCCAUGGUCAUAGCGUAUUUCAGCCGGGCUGGCCUCCCCUCCGGGCAGUACCAGCGAAUUCACUUCUUCAUAGCUCUCUACCUGGCCAACGACAUGGAGGAGGACAACGAGGGCCCCAAACAGGACAUCCUUUGGCUCCUCUAUGGGAACGACCGUUCCCAGCGUCUUCUGUUCCACCAACAGCGAGUCCAAUUCGCCCAAUCCAUGGGCUGGAAGGCCUGGGUCUCCCGGGAAGAGUGUGAGGAGAUCCAAGCGUUUGACCCAGAGCUCCCGGUGUGGAAGCGAGACCGCAGCCUGCUCGCUGUGUGAGCGCUCCCGGGACCACGGAGGCCUGGGCUCACCGGCCCAGAAGAAGGGAAGUCUGGAUCCUCAGGUGCAGACAGAGCGCCUCGUUGUGUCGGCUUAGGAAGUCACCCUUCCAGACACUGACACCGCCCCGAGCCACAGGCCGAGGAACACACGCAGGUAUGACCCCUGCACACAACUAGAGGGGAGGGCGUGAUCAUCCUGGGUGAUCGGGAGCCAUACUGCCCGUGACUCAGUCCACUGACUGCUCUUCCCCUCUCCGUCCUCUAACACCCAUGUUGUCUUAGUCUUAGGACGGAAAGUCACAGCCCUCCACUUCGGGGGCUGCCCACGGGUGGAGCCGUCUGUAUACCAAGCAUCUUCAGGUAUAGGGGCUUUUCCCUGCUGAUAAGGACUCUCGCCUACCAAUGGCUCAAGUGCAAGUUCUUCUUGCUUUCCACGCGUGUAUGUCCCUUGCCCAAAUAAGCAUCGGAGAUCUCCACUCAAGGGGCUAUCGGAGAUGGUGCUGUGCUGCUGCAAGUUUGCG
Manis pentadactyla (Chinese pangolin) is the source of this 1222-nucleotide messenger RNA. Its product is annotated as speedy protein E4-like. Bases 1 to 699 code for a protein of 232 amino acids. The record is from RefSeq and is a predicted model, not a curated record. The transcript has 6 exons. Gene Ontology annotation, biological process: positive regulation of cyclin-dependent protein serine/threonine kinase activity. NCBI's taxonomy places the organism in Eukaryota, Metazoa, Chordata, Mammalia, Pholidota, Manidae. Gene Ontology annotation, molecular function: protein kinase binding.